Cyphellophora europaea CBS 101466 is the source of this 1467-nucleotide messenger RNA. RefSeq lists its product as uncharacterized. Gene Ontology annotation, molecular function: acyltransferase activity, transferring groups other than amino-acyl groups. Gene Ontology annotation, biological process: polysaccharide biosynthetic process. NCBI's taxonomy places the organism in Eukaryota, Fungi, Ascomycota, Eurotiomycetes, Chaetothyriales, Cyphellophoraceae. Gene Ontology annotation, cellular component: membrane. The transcript is spliced from 3 exons. The record is from RefSeq and is a predicted model, not a curated record. The coding region runs from base 1 to 1467 and encodes 488 amino acids.
AUGCUCGGACCUUUCUACGGUAGUGUGACCCGGCUAGCCACAGGCAAAUACCAGUGGUCGGCCUCUCAGCUCACGCUUAAUGAUGAUACCAAGCAACGGGCGAUGCAGGAAACCGCAUGGGCAGACGGCCUCCGAGGAAUAGCUGCUCUCUAUGUUGUGUCUUCGCAUGUCGUCCUGAGCUAUGCUACCUCCUUAGUGAAUCCCUGUUGUGCGGACGGGAGCGAUGCGCCCAGCCUGUUCCAACGACCUAUCUUUCGGCUCGUGGCGUCCGGGCAUUCAUGGGUUGCCAUCUUCCUCAUUCUGAUGGGCUUUGUCAAUGCACUCAAACCUUUGAGUCUCGCUCGCUCUGGCCAAGCGGAUAUGGCUUCCAGCAAGCUAGCGACAUCGGCUUUCAGUAGGAUCUUCCGCCUCAUGCUGCCUGCCGCAUUUGCAACUCUUUUCAGCUGGAUGGUGUGUCAAAUGGGCUUCUACGAGAUGGGGCGUAACAGCGAUGCGUUCUGGUUGGCGCACAAUUCACCACAACCGAGCGUGAACAUCUUUGUCGCCCUUGCCGAUCUCAAAACCGCCUUGUUUGACACCUGGGUGCUCGGUGUGGAUAAUCAGUAUGAUCAGCCCCAGUGGGCUCUGAUUUAUUUCCUCCAAGGCAGCCUGAUGAUAAUACUCACGCUGUUGAUGACGGUGAACAUGACACCUGUAUGGCGAACGAUAUCACUGGUCUUCAUGGCUUUCGCCUCGAUCGACUGGAGCUACCACAUUGGUGAUCCAUGGACGGGGAUGACCUGUUUUCUUGGCAUAGUCCUCGCCGAGUUCUCCAUCUCGAAUCUACCCAGCAAGCUCGCCCCUCUAUCGGUCAUACUCAGUCCUCCAAUCGCCAUCUUCGCACUGGUACUUAUGUCCUUUCCCGGAAACAAUCCCAAAGGAGCGCCAUGGUCGGCGUAUUUGGAGCAAUUUGGCGACACACAUUUUGGCGAGCACGCCCUAGAGCGCUUAUACGGUAGUUUCGGUGGCAUUCUGCUCGUGGCAAGCAUUGUCAUCUCACCACAUACGCGGUGGGCACUAUCGCAAAAGCCGCUCAAGUGGCUGGGUAAGGUCAGCUUUGCCAUCUACCUUCUACACGGCACCUUUAUGCGAACCAUCUUCGCAUGGGUACUCUUCCUCGGCUCAGAGAAGCGCGAGUUUCAGCUCAAGGUCGAAAAUGGCUUGGAGUGGCCAAACGAGACAUUCAUAUCGGUAUGGAAAUACCCCUUGCCCGGAACUUUCAGAUGUAUUUUUGCCACUGUCGCCUUACUCGCAUCGACCCUGUUCGCGAGUCAGGUCUGGAAUAUGAAGGUUGAGCCGAUUUGUGCAAAGAUGACGGGACUGGCAGAAAAGCUAGUCAAGGGGCAACUCUCUGGCGACGAGGUGUUGGGCUCUCUCGGCCAUGUGCAAACCGAGCAAGAGUCGCUUCCGCGGACCAGGAAAGAUUAA